AGAAGAAUUAAACAUAACCAUAAAAAACAUUAUUUAAAGACAACAGAAGCAAUUAUUUAAAAGAAUACCAUAAAUGCAAUCAAUAGAUACACUAAUAUUGUAGCAAUUAUUGGAUUAUUUGAUGAAAAUCUACAUAAAAUUACAAUAUUCUUUCAGGCGAAAUCAACAGAAACAAUUAUGGAGGAGGAUCUUCAAAAAUUGAAGGGAGUCCUGCGGUCCCUUGUGGUGUCUAGUCCUACGCAAGUGGACCUACGCUCAUUAUUGAGGGACUACCGCAGUAUGAUGGGAGAGCACAUACCAAUAGCCAAAUAUGGAUAUCGAGAUCUACUCACUUUCCUCAAAGAACGCUGCAGUGACUGUUUCUUGUUUGGAGGAGUAUCAAGCAACCCUGUGCUCACUUUGAUAGUUCCUGACAAUCUCAAACACAUCGAUAAAUUUGUUAGGAAGCAAAAGGCUCCCACCAAUGUCAGAGUGAAAGGUAAAAGACAAAGUGUGCCAAUGAAUGACUUGAUAGUUAAUACAUUCAUCGCCAAAAAAGAAACAGAAAUGAAUCCAAACACUAAACCGAAAGCAGCCGCGACCAAAAAUGUGGAAAACACUGUAGAGAAAAAAAUGGUUGAACUGAAACUGACUGACAAUACUGACUCAGCGGACAGCACACCUCAGCACCGAGUCAGUACCCAAGACUCGACGAUUUGUUCUCAAGAUGCACUACGAAGUUUUAUGAGGAAGAGAAUACCGGCCUAUGACUGCGAAAGCAGUUGGGGUUACGAGAGUACUGGCAGGACCUCCUCGCAAGAUAACGAUUCCGGCAGACAGUCUUCUUCAAGUACGAGCAGUUCAAAGUUGGUUAAAUUGGAAAAUUUGAAGAGAGAAAUUUACGAUCUGGUAGCGGAACAUCCGGAAGGCAUCUGGUGCACGGACCUGAUAGGGUUGUACAGGGAUCGCUACAAGAAGGAGUUGAACUUCACACGUUACGGGUAUACGAGCAUCAUCAGCUUGGUGUACGCUCUGGAGAGCAUACACGCGAGCCGGCCCCACGACACGGGCGACUGGCUGCUGAGUCUGUCGGCCCCCGCCCCCGCGCCCCCCGCCCGCGCCCCCGCCCCCGCCCCCGCCCCCGCCCCGCCGCGCGCCCGCCCCCCGCGCCGCGCGCACGUGGACCCCGAGGACGCGCUGCCUGGCAUCGAAUUUGACCCGGACGUGUUCCCGUCGGACUGUCUGCAGUACAUGGAGAGCGUGCCGCCGCCCGGGCCGUGCGCGGAGCCCGGGGCGCUGCUCGAGGUGCUGGUGGGGGAGGUGUACUCCCCUUCGCACUUUUGGCUCAUCCGGCUCGGGGACCACUACAACAUUGCCAUGGAGAACAUCAUGGACGAAAUGAACGCGUACUACGGGGCGGGCGGCGCGGGCGAGGCGCGGCGGCUGGCGGCGGGCGCCGUGCGGGCGGGCCACUACGUCGCCGCGCUGUACGCCGCGCACUGGCACCGCGCGCUCAUCGUGCAGCUGCUGGACGCCGACCUGGUCAAGGUGCGGCACGUGGACUACGGCACGGUGAGCCGCGCGCGCGUGGCCGAGCUGCGGCCGCUGCGGCGCGCGUGGGGCUCGCUGCCCGCGCAGGCGUGGCGCGCCCGCCUGGCCGGCGCCCGGCCCGCCGCCCGGGGCCGCCGCUGGCCGCGCCCCGCCGCCGCGCACUUCCUAAACCUCGUGCGGGACACGCCCUUCGUGGCGCACGUCGUGGCCGUGGACCACCAGGAGAACAUCAUGGAGGUGUUCCUGAUCGACACCAGUGGCGAGGAGGACGUGUGCGUGACGGGCGAGCUGGUGAAGUCCGGGCACGCCGAGCCCCGCGCCGACUCCGCGCUCACGACGCCCGAGACCUACCUGUACCCGGUAUUCGAGGCGCUCGAGUCCGGAGACACGCCCAACUACGAGGACAUCCACCGGUAUCUGCGCGACGGGAUCGACCUUGACUAUGUGGAGGCUUACCGCCGCCACGUGCCCGUGGACAGGCCGCCCACGCCGCCGCCCCCCGCGCCCCCGUCGCCCCCGCCGCCACCCCCGCCACCCCCGCCCCUCCUCUGGCCUCCCUGUGUGCCUCCCUUCCUUUUUCUGCACAACAUACAGCCCCCGCCCGGCUUCGAACCGCUCUGAACAUUCAUAGAUCUCGUACUUGAUCUUAUUAAUUGACGUUACAUAAUCUACAUUAUAUGACUUCGGCUGAAAUUUAUCGAUUUCGUAAUUAAUAAUUGUAAUUAAGUGUGUGUGUGCGUGUAUGUAAAGUGACGUGUCAGUUGAUAAUUGACUACCUGAAAAGAGUAAUGAAUUGUGCCUAGGGCGUGUAUGGUAGAGGGGGACGCACAAUGAGACCCGGGGGUAUGGUACUGAGAGUACAUUAUCGCUUUAAAUAUAGAAUUUCGUGUCCCGGCAGCAGGUAUAUAAAAUGUCGUGCUUGACAUUAAAAAUGCCAGUACUUACAUAAUACCGUUUAAUUUAGGGGUGUCGAGAAAUUCCUACUACUUUAUUAAACCAUUGCAAUACCACUUCAUUCAUGCCUUGUCUUUUGCGAAUUUUUACAAUAUCCCCUGCGGAUCUACACCUCAUUGCCUUCCAAUCGUGCACAUUGUAUCUGUAACUUUGUAAAGAAUAUUGCAGAAAAUGUAGCCAGUCUUGAUGUGAGUAGGGCUGUGAGGCUGCUGUCUAAACUAAUAAAAUGCGAAUAAAUAGACAUUAAAGUGCAAGUCGUAGGAUCGACUAACGUAGACCACCUUUGAAUCUCGACGAAUAAACCGUUACCUCAUUUUAUGCAUUUAAGUAAUCAUUUCGAUGUUUUGUUAUAAUUUAACUUUUAUUGACUAGUUCAUAUUUUUGUAGAUUAUAGCUACUAUUUGUUUUUGUUUUUUGCUUUAUUUCAUAAGAAUAUUUUUCAUUUUACGAAGUUAUACUAUGUUAAGUAAAAUCGAGUGUUAUCUUUUUCAUUCAAGUAAAUUGAUAAACUUGGCUAAAACACAUAGACGUCAAAGCGUAUUGUAUCCAACUGUCGGGUCCCAUGUACCGUCAAGUUCACUACAACGUCUACUUGACAUUUCUAUUGUGCUACAGACUGUUAGCUAAUGAUUCAGCAUAAAUGGCAGUAAUGAUAAUUUGAAUAAAAUUAACAAUGUAAGAAAUGUUAGUCCAAAGUCAUUUAUUUCAUCGCUUUAAUCUGAUGAUGAUGUCUAAGCAAUUAUAAAUAACGUUUAUAGCACCUCACAAUAGAUGGGAACACGAGUAUUAUUUCGUCUUCUCGCAUUAAAACUGUAUAAUCUCAAAACUUACUAAUUUUACAGGAGAGUGUUUUAAAGGUUUAACAUGUGAUAUUUUUAAUAUUAGUCAUCUUUGCAACAUUUAUUCAUUAUUUUUUACCAGUUACAUUAUCUGUCUUUUAAAGUAAGAUAAUAGUACAGUAAAAAAAAGAUAAUAGUAAAGUUAAAAAUAAAGUAAGAUAAUUAUGUAUUAAUUUUGUUAAUAGUAGUCAAAAUACGGGUAAACUAAAAAAAAAAAAAAACUAAUCUACGCUCUUUUGACAGUAUUUAUGAGAAAAAUACCGGUGAUACCAAAUGAUUCCGCAUAUUAACUCAAUUUUGAAUAUUUUUGGAAAUUAUACACUUUUAAUGCGUAAAGACGAUUUGUGUAUAAUAUUUAACUGAAUCAAUAUAAUAUGUGAAUAAGAAUAAAUGUACAUACCUACUUUUAGUAUUAUAAGCGAUCAGUUUAUUUGUCCCUUUGCCUGUUAUGUAUUCAAAUCGCGCAUAAACAGUAAACUCCAGUCGCGCGUCAGAGCUGGCAUCCACAAUGUUUUUGAAACAUAGUUAUUUUAAAUAUUUUGCACUAAAAUGUCAAUGCGGUUAGCUUUUUAUAUCUUUAUGUGUCAUAAGGCUAAAAUAAGAAUUAUUUUUGUUCACACCAUUGUACCUAGUUGUACCAAGUAAUUAUCCACGUAGUUUUUAUGUUAUAAAUACAUGAUAUUGAUCAAUAACGAAGCUCGUCACUAUUGUUACCCAUCAAUCAUUACAUUGCGAAUAUUAGUGGAAGCCUAUGAUUGUUUUGAUUAUCAUCACAAAGUUUUAGCUUGUCUAUUAGUAGGUGAACUGAAUACUGCCGCCAAACUAGGAGCGUAAAUGUUUUAAUAUUGUUUGAUCGGAUGAAUUUUGAAGUUGGCAAGGUGUCUUUUCAAAAAGGUGUAGUCUUUAAGAUUCAAAAAACUUUGUGUUGUUUUUUACAAUGUGACAACAAACAGCAAAAUCAAAAGGUUUUCAAUUAACCCGUGCAAGCUGAUCACUAGGUAUUGAUCACUAGUCAGAACCGUAUUGCAAAGGUUGACAAGAACCUGUCGGUUUUUUUUAUGAUUGUUUAAUUUUUUUGUUUGAGAAAUGUGAUCUUAUGUGUGAUUUGGGACAGUUUGGUAAUAAUUGUAAGAUUAAUCUUAAGAUUUUCACGGGUUACUCACCUGUGCAGAUUUAGUUGUUACGCAGCCCGUUAGCACUAAGAUAGUAUGACAUGAAUGGUCGAUUUGAGAACCACGGCUUUUAGGGUCCUUUAUGCUUAGUAAUAGGAUGCAUCCAAGAUGACCAUUUGUAUGUAUGCAAGGAUUAAUAGUCGUAUAUGUACGUGGCGAAGGCGCCCGAGACGUGACCGAGCACCGUAACGCCUGAGCGCGCCGAGACGCAAGGGGCAGCUUCACACUGUAAUCAGAGUUUGCGUUAUGGACGGUAUUAACAGAGAGGCUUGAAUGAUAUUUGUAAGUACGUAUUGUAUAAGUACAGCGCAGUGUGAGCGCCAAUCGUUUAUUUGUUAUUUUAUAUGUAGCUGUGAUACAUACAAUUUUUUUUAAUUAAAGAAUUAAAGUGAA
Bombyx mori (domestic silkworm) is the source of this 4888-nucleotide messenger RNA. RefSeq lists its product as uncharacterized. The record is from RefSeq and is a predicted model, not a curated record. Gene Ontology annotation, molecular function: histamine receptor activity. Gene Ontology annotation, cellular component: membrane. NCBI's taxonomy places the organism in Eukaryota, Metazoa, Arthropoda, Insecta, Lepidoptera, Bombycidae. The transcript has 10 exons. The coding region runs from base 178 to 2151 and encodes 657 amino acids. Gene Ontology annotation, biological process: G protein-coupled receptor signaling pathway.